GUAACUCAAGCCAGAAACAAGAAGCAUGCAGAGAUGCGAGUGCCAGGUCAUCUGUGCCGAGAGGAAAGGCUGGUCGACGUCGCCAUCACAACAGCUCUGAGAGUGAUAAGGACAUUAAAAAGCAACGACUAGAUUCUGCUGAAAAGUACCGGCGUUUCGUCAUCAAUUCCAUGCGCCAGAGAUACGGAAGCAGGAGAGCAGCAGGAGCGGCAGCACAGGAACAAGCACAGCCACUGGCUUUCAACCAAGGCUUUGUCAACCUUGUCAUUCGGCAGAUCAAAGCCUCCCGCUUAAAAGAGAGAACAGAUAAACCCCGAGAGGAUGUGGCAGGUGCUCCUGAACCAGAAGAAUGUGUGGAUACAGCCAUGAAAGUGUCAGAUUUGUUUCGUGGUGUGGUCCCAUCAGGCACGACAAAGGUGAUGUUUUUGUUUGGUAAGCCAGGUACAGGCAAGACCAUGCUAAUGCACAGGAUUUGUCAGAAAUGGGCAGAAGGUGUCCUACCUCAGUUUCUCUUCACUUUCCUGUUUGAGUUUCGGCAGUUGAAUUUAUUAAAAGGAAAAUUGACUCUGAAGGAGCUUUUGUUUGACCUGUUCCUUCAGCCAGAAGACAGCCCUGAUGCAGUGUUCCAGUACCUCCUGGAAAAAGCCUCUUAUACACUGAUCAUCUUUGAUGGACUGGAUGAGUUUGCAGCUAACAUGGAUGUGUCAUCCUCUUCUAUGGGAGGCCCAUCUCUUACCUCCCGUAUGUCCAUAUCUGAGCUCUUUGUAAACCUCUAUCGUGGGAAGCUCCUGCCUGGUUGCACAGUGUUGGUCACCAGCCGACCUAAGAGACUACCUGAAGACUUACUGAACACAGUAGAUCUGCUAGCAGAAAUUUGGGGAUUUGACCAUGAGAAGGUUGAGGAAUAUGUCAGCCACUAUUUUCAUCAGCAUUCAUUCAAAGAGCAAGCCAUUGCUCACCUGAAGAACAACACCAAGCUCCUCAGCCUGUGCUUGAUCCCUGCUCUGUGUUACAUUGUGUGCACCUGUUUGGAGUAUUUGCUCCUUAAACAUCAGAUGAAUGUGGAGCUUCCCCAGACUAUGACACAAUUUUAUAUCAAAAUGCUUCUCAUCUUCAUAAACAAACAGCAAGGAGAACGUGCAGGUGAUGAGGAGACUCAGCUGAACUGUAACAGGAAGGCCAUUUUGGAUCUGUGUGAUCUUGCACUGAAAGGCCUGGAAGAUAAGAAGCUUGUAUUUUAUGUUGGUGAUAUUCCAGAGCACGUGAAGGAAUUUGCUUCCUUACACGGACUGCUGACUGUCUUUGAGGUGAAGACGAGUGGCACACACCCAGAGGCUGGCUAUGCCUUUGUGCACUUGAGCUUGCAGGAGUUUUUUGCAGCCCUGUAUCUCAUGGUAAGUGAGAGGGUGGACAAGAACUACCUGAGGAAGAAGUUCUCUUUGAAGUCAAAGUGGACUUUAAAGAAUGAGGCAAAGACUGAGUUCAUGGAGAGUUUUCACAUCUUUCUCUCAGGCUUGUCGUCAAAAGAGUGUAGGACAUUUCUCAUGCUGUUGGCUGACCAAGAUGAAGCUUGGGUGCAGGAUAAGCAGGACGCAAUCCUGCAAUCUCUCAAGAAACUGGCGGCCACUCAUCUGACAGGGCCUAAGGUCAUUGAGCUCUGCCACUGCACGUUUGAAACGCAAGACCUCAAAGUAGCCCAGCACAUCGGGAGCCUGCUGAAUUUCAAGUAUGAGUUUAAGAACUUUAGACUGACGCCUCUGGACAUGUCGGCUUUGGUUUUUGUCAUAAACUUGGGCCAGGAUUUGACUCAUUUGGAUUUUGCAGGAUGUCUCAUGGAUGUUGACUGUUUGGAGAUUCUGGCUAGCUGUAAAAAUGUAGAGCAUUUGAGCUUUCGUAGUAGGAGAUGUGGCGAUGACUUUGCUGCUGCUCUUUCAAAGAGCAUACAAGGGAUGGGGAGCCUGAAGAAACUGGCGCUGACAGGUGGGAGCAUGACAGCUGAGGGGAUGUCUAACUUGGUCCAGGCUUUAUCACAGUGCCACCAGCUCGAGGAAAUAAACUUGCAGGACAAUCGGGUACGGGAUCUAGACGUGAAGAGGGUGAUGGACCUGUUUUCCAGAAUGGAAAAGCUGAAGAAAAUAAAUCUGAGCAACAACGAUCUGUCCUUGAAUGCUGUUCUCAUUUUGGCAAAGGAAGUCAUUGCGUGUCAAAAUGCUACUGAACUGCUUGUCAGGAAGGACACUGUGAUUAUGUGUUUUUCUGGCCCAUCUGGGAAUUUUCCAAGAUCUUUGGAUUUGAUGUGGGAAGAGAAUAAAGAACAUGUCAUUCCAACUAGACACGUGAAGUUAUGCUUGCAGGACUGCAGUCUGUCUCCCCAACAUGCAGAGGCGAUCGUUGACAUUCUCCAGAGCUGUCCCUGUCUCUCCGAAGUGAAUUUAUCAGGUAACAAGCUUGGAGACAAAGGCUGCAGUUGCCUGCUGGAAAGCCUCCCUUGGAUAUCAAUUUCAAAGCAGCUGGAUCUCAGUCAAAACCACCUCUCUGUUAAUGGCAUUUGCAGUCUGUUGAAGUCAGUAAAUACCUGCCAGAAGAUGAUGGAGGUGCAAGUCAGCCUUUGUCGUCAGACUGCAGUCCUGAGGUUUGCAGAAGACAGAGAAUUUGCAUCCCCUCCUCCUAGGGAAGAGCCUCUGUUCUCUACUGAUGAGCAUCAAUAUGGAAAGGAACACCAGAGACCUACGACCUCCAAAAAAAUAAGACUGACAGACAGUCGUUUUCAAGCCAGUGACCUGGAGAAGCUGUGUGCAGUCCUGAAGAAAAGUAGCAGCAUCUCCGAGCUGGAUCUGUCAAAUAAUAACCUAGGAGAUGAGGGACUUCUGCAGCUGUUUCUGUUCCUCCCGAAUUUGAAAAUGUUAAGUUCUCUCAAGCUUAAUGACAACCAGAUCUCCCUGAAGUCUGUGUUUUUCUUAGCUCAGUCCUUAUCUACAUUGGAACACAUUAAAACAAUGAACCUCAGCUUAGGACACAGGCAGGUGGUUCAUCUGACCUUUUGGGAAAGGAUCAGGGCCAGAAGUACCAGCAGAUGGAGAAGCAGUUUCCUGGCGCAUCCCGAGCACGUAGCAAAAGGAUGGUGCUUUCGUCUCAGGGACUGCAGAGUGGGUCCAGAGGACAUGACCAGGCUGUGCCAGAUACUGGCUCAAUGUCCCCAGCUGACAGAAAUUGAUCUGUCUGGAAAUUCAUUGAGUGACCAAAGCAUUGAGAGAUUACUGAGCUUCCUGCCAUACCUCUGUCACCUGACGCUGCUGAGCAUCCACAACAGAUGCAGGACUUGUUCGUUGACACGUGGUGACAGCACACCACCCGUGUGCAUGGUCAACAUCCACAGCUCUGCCCCUGCAGGGAUCUGGCAUCCUGCCGCACUCGACAGCGUGUGCAGGCUGACGUACUGUGCCAUCGGUCAAGGGCUGGUAGAUGAGCUCUGCAAAGUCCUGGAGCAGCGUGGGUGGCUGGCGGAGGUAGACCUCUCCAGGACUCAGAUGGGAGAUGAAGGCCUGCGGUGCCUCUUGGACCACUUGCAUCAAGCGCCUGUGACCUGUUCGCUCAAUCUCAGCCAUAAUAGGAUUUCUCAGGAUGGAGUUCUGCAUCUCGUAAAUGCCUUUGCGACAUCUGGAAAUACCAUGGAAGUUCAAGUCAGUUUGUGCUCCAAAGCAACUUUAAUCAUCAAGCUGACAAGCAGAGAUGACCCAAGAAAGAUUUUGAGACUUGCAGAGUGCAACUUUCAGCCAGACCACUUGGAAAAGUUGUGCUUGCUCCUGGAAAAGUGCACUGGUCUGACAGAGUACAGAUCCUCAAAUAACAACGUGACAGUCCAAGCUGCAGAGAGACUUUUGCAUUCACUGAGGAAAAACCUGGGUCCUCUGAAAAUCAGCAUAGAAGAGCCAUGGGUGCGUAAAGAAAGUGUCACGAACCUUCUCGAGCUGGCAGUCCAGGCCUGUGGAAACAUUACUGAGAUCACGAUAUGUAAAGAGAAAACCCUCUUCCAAUUAGGUGUAAGGUUCCUACACUGCCCGGAGAAGGUGGAAUCAGUCAUUAGCAGACUGAAUCUGUACAAGCCAGAAGUCGAGCAUGCGUGCUUCUACCAAAGGAUUCGUGAAAAAUGUGCUCAGCUUCAGGAAUUGAGAUGGUCCCAUGUUGAGCUCCUUAAUGAUGAAGCAGAAAUGCUAGUCAGGAUUUUGCUACCUCUUCCAGACCUGAAGAAGUUCGGGCUGACCUCUAGCAGUAUUACGCCAACUGGAAUUGAUUACUUGAUCACGGGCUUGCAGAAUUGCCAGGCCAUUGAAGAGCUCAACCUGGGCUACAUGAAACUCAGCAGUGCCGCCAUUCCUAAGUUUGUGCUGGGGCUUCGUGAAAUGCCAUCUCUGAAAAGGCUUAUCUUGAACCACAACAGUAUUGGUAACGAUGGCUGCUCCAGACUCGCAGAAGCGUUCAGGAAUAUGCACUACAUGGAGGAAAUCAAUUUAAGCCACAACAACAUUGGAGAUCCAGGCCUGAUAAAUCUAGCUGCUGUCCUGCUGGAAAUGCAAAACCUGAAGAGAAUCGACCUUUCAGGGAACAGUCCUAGUCCUGCUGGAGGGGAGAAGCUGAUGGAAGCUCUUACCUAUUGCAAGCACAUCGAGGAGCUACUACUAUCAAGGAAUGGCUUUGGAGACAGGACAGCAGUGAAACUUGCCCUCUGUCUGCCUCACAUGACCAACCUCAAGAUCCUGCACUUGCAGAACAAUGGCAUUGGGCCAGCAGGAGGGAUGGAGCUGGCCAGAGCCCUGGUGGCAUGUGGGCUGCUAGAAGAGAUAAGUUUAUCAGAAAAUGACCUUGGGGAAGGAAGUAUCCAUGCGCUGUCCGAGGGGCUGCCGUGCUUUGAACGCCUCCGGAAGAUUGAGUUGAAACUCUGUGGAAUUACUGACAGUGCUUCGAAAUCACUUUCUCACGGCUUCCGACAGUGCCCAUCCAUGGAGGAGAUAAUAUUGUCAUGGAACGCCCUUGGUGACAGAGGAGCCCGAGAGCUGGCCAGUGCUCUCCCCGGGAUGGAAAAGCUGAAGAUGUUAGAUUUGGAGAAAAAUCACAUUAGCGCCUGCGGGGCCAGAAAGCUAGCAGAGGAACUUGCCAAGUGCCCGGAAAUUCAGUUCAUAAGGCUGUGGGACAAUCCAGUGCCCAGGGGCCUCGCUGAGAAUUUGACAAGCCAAGACCCAAGACUGUGUUUCUCCUUCUACUAG
Molecule: messenger RNA, 5261 nt
Organism: Balearica regulorum gibbericeps (East African grey crowned-crane)
Lineage: Eukaryota; Metazoa; Chordata; Aves; Gruiformes; Gruidae
Source: RefSeq, a predicted model, not a curated record